CCAAUCCAAACGCUCCGCACGUUGCGCUUUUCGCCUUUACGCUUCUCUGGUCCUUGCGCAGGGUAAUACCGGUGAAUACGUGGUACUAUCCCUUCAAGUGUAAUCAUGGUGUUCCUCACUGCUAUAAACUUUGUUCGAGUUAAAAGCGGGGGCAACCGAUUCUGGAAGCGAAAGCGAAUUUUUCAACUUGCAGCCAACUUCUACGGGCGGCGGCGCAACUGCUUCACUAUUGCCAUCCGCAGUGUGGAGAAGGCCCUGACGCACGUGGCCGAGGGGCGCCAGGUCAAGAAGACUGAGAUGGGCCGGCUCUGGAAAACGAGGACCGAGGCGGCCGCCCAGGAGCUGGGCUUUAACUACGCCAACCUGCGACACAACCUGACCAAGUGCUCCAUUGCGCUGGACCGGCGGAUAUUGUCCGACCUGGCAUACUCUGAGCCACGCACCUUCAAGAGCCUUGUGAACAUUGCUCGUGCCAAGCGCCACCUGGAACCGCCGAACGAGAAGGCCGCUUUGGAAGCACCGCCGGAAGGCGUCUUCAAGGGGCAUGUUGUAGCCAUGUGGUGCCAGUCAGGGCUGUUUCAUACGAGACUCACCUUGACUUGGAACGGGGAGCUCACGGAGUACACUGCACCAUUUUUUCUCAGCCAAGGUUCGGCAUAGAUAGUGGCCAUCCAUUAGCUAUUCUUAGUUGUUGACUUCAUUGUAUAAAUAAAGCAAAUUUCAAGAUCACA
This is a messenger RNA of Ixodes scapularis (black-legged tick), 731 nucleotides long. RefSeq names its product 50S ribosomal protein L20 (gene mRpL20). Lineage: Eukaryota; Metazoa; Arthropoda; Arachnida; Ixodida; Ixodidae. The record is from RefSeq and is a predicted model, not a curated record. Gene Ontology annotation, cellular component: ribosome. Gene Ontology annotation, biological process: translation; ribosomal large subunit assembly. Gene Ontology annotation, molecular function: rRNA binding; structural constituent of ribosome.